AAAUCCACAUCCAUCUUUGUCCAAGCACUUUUGUUGACAAUGCUGCAUUCAAAGACAUACCCCGAUGAAGGUAUGCUAGCUGCAAAGGUUGAAUAUGAAUGCAAAGUGAGAGGUGCCCAACGAAUGGGUUUCAAUCCCGUGGUUGGUGGCGGGCCUAAUGGAAGUGUUAUACAUUACUCUAGGAACGAUCAAAAGAUUAAAGAUGGAGAUCUUGUUUUGAUGGAUGUUGGAUGUGAGUUACAUGGCUAUGACAGUAAUCUCACACGUACCUGGCCACCUUGUGGUACCUUCUCUUCUGCACAGGAGGAGUUUUAUGAGCUUAUACUGGAAACAAACAAGCAUUGUGUGGAACUUUGUAAGCCUGGUGCAAGUAUUCGACAAAUACACAACCGUUCGGUUGAAAUGCUGCAGAAAGGACUAAAGGAGUUUGGAAUUUUGAAAGGUUUUGGAAGCAGUUCCUACCAUACGCUGAACCCAACUUCUAUAGGUCACUAUCUCGGAAUGGACAUUCACGAUUGUUCAAUGAUCAACUUUGACCGUCCUCUGAAGCCAGGUGUUGUAAUAACUAUUGAACCGGGGGUGUACAUCCCAUCUUCUUUUAAUUGCCCAGAGAGGUACCGAGGCAUUGGGAUAAGGAUUGAGGAUGAGAUUCUCAUUACAGAAACAGGUUACGAGGUUUUAACAGCAUCAAUUCCUAAAGAAGUGAAGCAAAUUGAGUCCUUGCUGAACAACUUCAGCCAUAGCCAAAAUAACUUGAGAGCUACAUUCAACUAAUGUUGUCCAUAUGCAUUCAAGAACUGGGACAGAA
Messenger RNA from Lathyrus oleraceus (garden pea), 808 nucleotides. Its product is annotated as intermediate cleaving peptidase 55, mitochondrial. Gene Ontology annotation, molecular function: aminopeptidase activity. The transcript has a single exon. NCBI's taxonomy places the organism in Eukaryota, Viridiplantae, Streptophyta, Magnoliopsida, Fabales, Fabaceae. Gene Ontology annotation, biological process: proteolysis. The record is from RefSeq and is a predicted model, not a curated record. Gene Ontology annotation, cellular component: mitochondrion. The annotation marks the transcript as partial.